This is a messenger RNA of Symbiodinium necroappetens, 964 nucleotides long. Lineage: Eukaryota; Dinophyceae; Suessiales; Symbiodiniaceae. The record is from the annotation of a GenBank genome assembly.
AUGGCCGAUCGAAGCUUUCGGGGCUUUGCCCUUGCGCUUUUGGUGCUCUGUCUGUGCUCCGGAGCGCCUCCUUGUCUGCUGCUGCACGGAAAUGGGAGGGCCGUCUUCCGUGGCAGCGUGGGGCGCUUGAGGGGCCCCGCCUGGGCGGAGCUCUGCGAGGAAAUUCUGGACUUCCGGAGCCAGGAGUGGCGUUGGAGCUUGCGGCUCAGGGACGGCCGGGCGGUCCUGGCAGAGGGCUCGGAGGAGCGAGGCUUCCUCGUGGACCACUGCUUGCUGCCGGAGGCCCUCCUUUUGGGCAAUCUCGCAAUGCCCAAAGAAGUCGGUGUGACUGAGACGGCCUUGGCGGGCAAAGCUCUAGAAGCCACGGUCGACAUUUCGCGAAACCGCGAGGUCUUUCAGGAGCUACCCUUCCUGGUGGCCGACCGCAGCGAUCUGGCGCGGUCCCGGCUGGCCGCUUUUCGAGAUCUUCAAGCGCACCCCGAAGGAGAAAGACUCCAAAGCGCUUUCGAAGAGCUCACCACUGGAGGCCUCGAAGGGAAGUGCAUGGAAGAGGCGGCCCACUUGGCGGAUUCACAGAAUUCCGUGGAGGAGAUCGCCAGGGUGCUCGCGCGAUGGCAGUGCAACUCUCAGCGCAUGUCUGUGCCUCCGGCCUCGGGCCUGUAUAGGUUGCAUUCCUUCCUGCAGCAUUCAUGUGCACCCAACUGUGCCGUCGGGGUGCUGUUCUCCACCGGGGAGGUCCUGGUGCGAGCGAUCAGGGACAUCUGCAAGGGCGAGCUUCUCACCCGAAACUACGAACGAGAGGCCUUUCUGGAGCUGCAAUAUUCAGAGAGGCAGCAGCAUCUGCUGCAGACGCGCGGCUUCGCGUGCCUGUGCGAACGGUGCACAAGGGAAAGUGGAGAGAAAAAGCUGGAGUACGGCGGCAAGCUGACGGCCGACUCGGACAAAAGUGCUCGAUUUUCCUCAG